Macadamia integrifolia is the source of this 1695-nucleotide messenger RNA. RefSeq names its product UDP-glycosyltransferase 88B1-like. The coding region runs from base 64 to 1482 and encodes 472 amino acids. NCBI's taxonomy places the organism in Eukaryota, Viridiplantae, Streptophyta, Magnoliopsida, Proteales, Proteaceae. The transcript has a single exon. The record is from RefSeq and is a predicted model, not a curated record. Gene Ontology annotation, molecular function: UDP-glycosyltransferase activity.
CCAUAGCUACAAACUACAAACAUUUCCAAUCUCUCCGUAUAUUUUAAUCUGCAAGUUUCAAAGAUGAAGAAGAACAGCAUUGUCCUAUACCCAUCUCCAGGCCAAGGCCACCUGCUAUCAAUGGUGGAGCUAGGUAAGCUCUUACUCCAUCACAACCCUUCAUUCUCCAUCACUAUCUUCAUCACUUCCCUUCCUUCCAAAACUAACUCCUCCACUGCUGCUUACAUCAACCGUGUCUCCACAACCACUCCUAUUUCCUUCUACCACCUCCCCCUCAUCUCUCUCCCUAUGGACCCUUCUUCUUACCCCAAUAUCGAAAUCAUGGUCUUUGAUCUCCUUCGUCUCAACAACCCUAAUCUUGAACAAGCACUCAAAACAAUAUCUCACUCAUCUACAAUCCAUUCCUUCAUCAUCGAUGGCUUCUGCACCGUUGCCUUUGAUGUCGCGGCACACCUUGAUAUCCCGGUGUACUACUACUUCACUUCCGGCGCCGCCGCCCUUGCCACCUUCCUUUACUUCCCCACACUUCAUGAAAACACCAACCAGAUCAGCUUCAAGGAUAGGAGAACCAACCUCGACAUCCCGGGAUUACCACCGCUUCUGGCGACUGACAUGCCGGAGCCGAUGCUUGAUAGGAACAAGGAAGCCUACCAUGGCUUCUUAGACAUGUGUUCUCAUUUUCGUAAAGCUGCCGGAAUCCUUGUGAACACAUUUGAAGCACUUGAGCCUCGAGCAAUCGAAGCGAUAUCUCUUGGGCUUUCUGUCCCAGAGAAACUGACACCGCCGGUGCAUUAUAUCGGGCCGGUGGUUGUCUCCGACAAGCCUAAGAAUAGUGGUGGAGAAGAUUGUUUACACUGGGUUGACUCACAACCGAGUUGUAGCGUUGUGUUUCUGUGCUUUGGUAGUCUAGGGGUGUUUUCUGCGGCACAGUUGAAGGAGAUUGCUGUUGGGUUAGAGAGAAGCGGACACCGAUUCUUGUGGGUGGUGGGUAGUCCUCCGACUAAGGAUAAAAUCGGGCGAUUUUUAGCACCAAUUGAACCGGAUUUGGAGACCUUGUUACCGGAUGGUUUCUUGGACCGGGUUAAGGGAAGGGGACUUGUGGUGAAAUCCUGGGCGCCUCAAGUGGAUAUACUGAGUUUGGAAUCCGUUGGUGGGUUUGUGACUCAUUGUGGUUGGAACUCGGUGUUAGAAUCCCUUUGUGCUGGGGUACCAAUGGUGGCUUGGCCUCUCUACGCGGAGCAACGGUUGAAUCGGCUGCUGCUUGUGGAGGAAAUGAAGUUGGCAAUGCCGAUGGAGGAAUCAAGAGAAGGACUGGUGAUGGCAGCUGAGGUCGAGAAAAGAGUGAGAUCGUUAAUGGACUCGGUGGAAGGGAAACUACUGAGAGAACGGACUUUGGCAAUGAAAGAUUGUGCAGUUGCUGCUUUGAGUCAGGGCGGGUCAUCACAUGCUGCCUUGGUCGAGUUGACUCAGUCAUGGAAAUGAGAAUGAGAUCUGAAGUCAGGAGCUUGGGCCCUUGUGAUAAGGAUGUUAGGUCGAUAAUGCAUUCAAAGUAAUCGUGGCAAACACAAUUUCGUUAAAAAACUACUUUGUUUCUGCACUCCACAUAUAAGAUGUCAAUAUAAGUGGGUAGCAUAUAGGUCACUCUCCUUACUUCAAAUUCAAGAGUAAUUCUAUGCAACACAACUUUGAUAACAA